AUGGCCCACGUUCAGGUCAGCCACAACGUUACCAUCGGCAUACUAGCUCUUCAAGGAGCUUUCGCGGAGCACCAGGCUGCCCUGAAAAAGCUUUCAUGUCAGAAGAAAAUCGCGAUUGUUCUUGUUCGGGCUGCAGAAGAUCUUUCAGCCUGUGAUGCUCUGAUAAUCCCCGGAGGGGAAUCUACCACUAUUGCGCUCCUCGCUAAGCUCGCCGGGCUUUUAGAACCUCUGCGAACGUUCCUGCAGAAGAAGCCCGUGUGGGGGACCUGUGCCGGCGCGAUUCUUCUUGCACAGGCAGUGAAGAACACCAAAAAAGGCGGCCAAGAACUUCUGGGCGGAGUAUCUGUCACCGUCGCUCGGAAUGGUUGGGGUUCACAGGUUGAAUCUUUCGAGGCACCUCUUUCAAUAGACGGGCUCCAGGAUCCAAGUGUUCCGUUUAUGGGUGUAUUCAUUCGUGCUCCUGUUAUAUUAGCCUUACAUCCAUCCACACGGAACCCACCAAUAGAAAUCAUCGCUCGUUUACCGACUAAUCUUGUGCCAAAGUCACAGAAGCUGAUGGUCCACAACGAAGGCGACUCCGAUCCACACGAUCCACAAAGUAUCGUUGCAGUACGGCAGGGACGACAUAUGCUCACCACAUUCCACCCUGAGCUCACAAAUGAUGGUCGAUUUCACGAGUAUUUUGUGCGGACUUGUGUUUUGCCCACACUCCUGUGA
Suillus paluster is the source of this 717-nucleotide messenger RNA. RefSeq names its product PdxT/SNO family. Gene Ontology annotation, molecular function: glutaminase activity. Gene Ontology annotation, biological process: pyridoxine metabolic process; pyridoxal 5'-phosphate biosynthetic process. The record is from RefSeq and is a predicted model, not a curated record. Lineage: Eukaryota; Fungi; Basidiomycota; Agaricomycetes; Boletales; Suillaceae. Bases 1 to 717 code for a protein of 238 amino acids. The transcript has 5 exons. Gene Ontology annotation, cellular component: cytosol; glutaminase complex.